Messenger RNA from Zingiber officinale, 1082 nucleotides. RefSeq names its product transcription factor bHLH35-like. The transcript has 5 exons. Gene Ontology annotation, cellular component: nucleus. The coding region runs from base 95 to 871 and encodes 258 amino acids. NCBI's taxonomy places the organism in Eukaryota, Viridiplantae, Streptophyta, Magnoliopsida, Zingiberales, Zingiberaceae. The record is from RefSeq and is a predicted model, not a curated record. Gene Ontology annotation, biological process: regulation of DNA-templated transcription. Gene Ontology annotation, molecular function: DNA-binding transcription factor activity; sequence-specific DNA binding; protein dimerization activity.
UAUAGGACCAUCUCUCUCUUCCUUCCCUAUAAAAGCCAUCUCUCUUCCUCCGUCCACCCCCAUUAGUCCAACAACUAUCGACUGGAACGUAGCGAUGGACGACAUGAAUGCCGAGUACGACUUCUACUGGGAAACUAAGCGCUUCGUGGACUUCGAAGAGCUGGAGAGCUGGGGACUUGAGGAGGCCGUGUCCGCUGGCUACUAUGGUUCUAGUUCCCCUGAUGGUGUCUCUUCGCCGACGCCGGCCAGGGAGCCGCCGCCGGCCACGGCGCCACCGCCGGCCAAGACCAUUGCCAUGGAGAGGAAUCGCCGGAAGAAGCUGGACGAUAAACUUUACGCGCUGCGAAGCAUCGUCCCCAAAAUCACCAAGAUGAACAAGGCGUCCAUCAUAAAGGACGCGAUAGAUUACAUUGUUCAGCUUCAAGAAGAAGAAAGGCAGAUGGAAGCAGAGAUAUCGGAGCUUGAAUCAAAACUCAAACAAGAGUUAACUUCGGUUGACGACGUUGCGCAAUACGAUAAUCUGCGCCUCGUGCAUAGAAAGAAGAAAAGAACUGCGUCUGCUCUAGUUUCACCCAACUCGCCGCCGAUCCAAGUUGUGGAUCUUAAAGUGACUGAAGUUGGGGAGAAAACCAUGGUCAUAAGCAUCACCUGCAACAAGAAGAGAGACACCAUGAUCAAGCUGUGCGAUCUAUUCGAGUCUUUCAACAUCAAGGUCAUCACAGCCAACAUCACCUGCGUUGCCGGCAGCCUCUUGCAUACUCUGUUCAUUCAGAGUGACGAAAUGGGGAGUGCUCAACUGAAGGACAAGAUUGAGACUGCAAUUACAAGAAUUGAUGGCUCAUGGAGUACAACGAGUUCCUCGAGUUAUUAACAACAUGCAUGGAUUCAGCAAGGCUAUUUUGGCCAUAUAUGUGUUUGUUAAAAGUUUAAAAGGAAAAUUGAUCAUAAAAAGGAAAAUUGAUCAAUAAAACCGUCUUUUGUACAGCCUAAGCUUUCAAUUCUGGGACUAGGCCGUUGUUUAGCAAUUAUAAUAGUGUACUAUGUGAUGGAGAUCAAUACAACCUGACUUUUUGAAUUUUAAA